UAUGUUCCUAACAAUUCUCAUAUUACCUUUGCUCAUUGGAACAAUUGCUUUCCUACCAAAGCGGAUUCUCUGGUACGUUCUACUAUGCCUAAGGAUCAUCUAUUUCCGUAAUUAUUUGGCAACGCAAGACCGCCCAACCGAAAUCAACGUGACAGACAAGUUGUCUACGUUUCUCUGUUCGCUAAUCGCACCGGCUUUUGGAGCCCUUCUCGACAGAGCUUCUACGUUUUCAGAUUCCAUCAAAAAAUUCAUUCUAUGCUAUAGUUUUAUACUGCUUUUAUCUUCCCUACAAUCCGCCUUGUCUGUUCUAAAUCAAACUUUGAUAGCAGCUUGCGUAGUCGACAACCUAUUACAAGCGUCUCUUUAUGGAACUAACGCCGCCUUCAUGGCUAAUUUCUUUCCUCAUAAACAUUUCGGUACUCUUUUAGGCUUUACCUGGGCUUUAGAAGGUUGUCUCUGGCUUACUUAUAAAGCUGAACUACGUUACGUAAAUUACGUUACGUACGGUUGUAUUAUUGGAGCAUCUGCUUUUCCCGUUCUUAUGUAUUUCAACGGUAAUCGUCGCCAAAGAAACGAUACGGAAGGAUGUGAUAUCGAUGAAGCAGCUAACGAAGAGACGAAGAUGUGA
Molecule: messenger RNA, 628 nt
Organism: Dimorphilus gyrociliatus
Lineage: Eukaryota; Metazoa; Annelida; Polychaeta; Dinophilidae
Source: the annotation of a GenBank genome assembly